Aureococcus anophagefferens is the source of this 2685-nucleotide messenger RNA. RefSeq lists its product as hypothetical. NCBI's taxonomy places the organism in Eukaryota, Pelagophyceae, Pelagomonadales, Pelagomonadaceae. The record is from RefSeq and is a predicted model, not a curated record. Gene Ontology annotation, molecular function: RNA helicase activity. The transcript is spliced from 3 exons. The coding region runs from base 1 to 2685 and encodes 894 amino acids. Gene Ontology annotation, biological process: mitochondrial RNA 3'-end processing; RNA catabolic process. Gene Ontology annotation, cellular component: mitochondrial degradosome.
AUGGGCUUCGGCUCCGCGUCGCCGGCCGAGGCCGCGGCGCGCCUCGCGGCCUUGCAGGUCGCCGCCGCCGCCGAGGACCUCGCCGCCGCCGACGCCGACGCCGCGGCCCUCUUCGGCGCCGGCGACCUCGACGCCGGCGACGCGACGCUCGUCACCGAGCCGCUCGUGCAGAACGCGGCGAAGAAGCCGGCCGCGAGGACGGGCCUGAAGGCGCCCGAGUCCGUCGUGUGCUACCUCGGCCCUACCAACAGCGGCAAGACGUGGCGCGCGCUCGACUUCCUCGCGAGCCGCGGCGACGGCUGCUACGCGGGCCCGCUCCGCGCGCUCGCCUGGGAGGUGCGCGAGUCCAUGGUGGAGCGAGUAGCCGAAAAAUGGGGCAAGAUCGCGCCGGGGGUCGGGCUCUGGACGGGCGAGGAAUCGGAGGACGCGGACGCGUCCGUGCUGUGCUGCACGGCGGAGGUCGCGCCGGCGGACGGCGACGUGCUCGUAUUGGACGAGGUCCACUGGUGCGUCGACGGCUGGCGGGGCCACGCCUGGACGCGCCUGCUCAUGGCGGCGAAGUCGGGGCGGUACCGGCACGUGCGGGUCUGCGGCCCCGUCGAGGCCCUGCCGCUCCUGGAGCGCGUCUUCGAGGCGAACGUCGCCGACGGCACCUUCGAGGUCGACCGCACGGCGCGGCGGUCGCGGCUGACCUUCGAGGGCGACGUCGGCGACCUCACGUCGUUCCUCCGCGCGCGAGUCGCGGAGAAGCGCUUCGUCGCCGUCGUCGCCUUCAGCCGGUCGUCCGUCCUGGCGCUGGCGGCUGCGGCGCAGGCCGCGGGCGCGCGCGCGUCGGUCAUCUUCGGCAAGCUGCCGCCGGAGGCGCGGCGGUCCCAGCUCGAGGCCGCGCGCGACGGCACGCUCGACGUCAUCGUCUGCACGGACGUCAUCGGCCACGGCAUCAACCUGCCGUUGGACGACGUCGUCUUCGCGGAGACGCGGAAGUUCGACGGCACGUCGAAGCGCGAUCUGGACGUCUGGGAGGCCGCGCAGGUCGCGGGCCGCGCGGGCCGCGGCGACGCGCCGGGCCACUGCUGGGUCUACGGCAAGUUCAACGCCAAGGCGGCCCUCGUGAAGAAGGCCGUGGCCGUCGCGAACGGCGACGGCGCGGCCGACGGGUCCGGCGGCCUCGACCUCGACCGCGCGGUGCUGAGCCCGGAUUUGGGCGCGCUCGUCGACGUCUGCGGCGGCGAGGCGUCCAUCUUACAUUUGCCCAACGCCAUCGCGCUCUGGCGCGAGGAGCUCGCGAAGGACUUCGAGGCCGACGACUCGGCGUUCCCGACCUGGGUCAAGGGCGGCGACUUCGCGGACCUCACGGCGCGGCUGCGGAAGCUCGCGAGUCCCGAGCUCGUGCCGCGCGACGUGCGGAGAGCGCUGAAGCUCGGCGACCUCUGGCACCUCGCGCGGCUGCCCAUCGGCGAGCGCAACUUCGACGAGAUCGCCGAGGCCGCGUGCCUGCUGGCGACGGCGCGCGCGCCCGCGGACUUCGACCUCGUCGACGGCGAGAAGCUCGAGGACGAGGUCCAGCGCCUCGGCGACCUGUUGAUCGCCGCGCGGCGCUUCCCGGGCAUCCUCCCGCCGGGCAUCCUCGCGGCCGCGCGCGGGACGGAGGACGGGGACCCCUACGACGACGCGCUCGAGGCCGCGGAGGCGCUCUACCUCGAGGGCUCGAAGCGCGUCGGCACGCAGGUCCAGCGCUGCAUCGACAACGCGCGCAAGUGCGUCGACUGCGGGCGGAACAAGAGCGCCAACGCGAAGCCGAGCGACGCGCGCUGCCGGUCGUGCUUCCUCGCGAAGAUGCGCGACGAGCAGGAGCAGCGCCGCGCGAGCGACGCGGCGUCGAUGCCCGCGACGCCGUCGACGCCGGGCCGGCCCGUCGUGCUGGACCUGCGCCGGACGCCCUACACGCCCAUGGGCACGCCCAUCGUCCUCGCGCCGGGCACGCCCAUCGUCGGCAACCCGGGAAACCUCGCGCCCUACGGCCGCGGGCCGCCGCCGCCGCCGCCGCCGCCCCCGCAGGCCUACCCGGGCCGCGGCGGCGGGCGAAGCCGCGGCGGCGGCGGCCGCGGCAAGGGCGGCCGCGGCCUCCACGACGUCAACGCGAGGACGCGGAACCGCGGCAAGGGCGGCGGCAAGGGCAAGCCCGAAAACAAGCCCGGCCAGUUCUCCCCGCGCGAAUCGCCGCGCCUCUUUGCGCGCCCGGGCCCCGGCGAGGAGUGCGCGGUCGAGGAGGACGACGAGCUGUCGAUCCCCGAGCUGCUCGAGCGCUACGGCGUCGUCGCGCUGCUCUUCCAUUUUUCCGUCUGGGCGUCGUGCCUCGCUACCGGCUUCGCGGCUCUCAGCGUCGUCGACGCCGCGGCGGUCGUCGAGUCGCUGCCCGACGCGCUGCGCGACCGGCUCCCGGAGGACGUGGCCCAGGGCGCCGGCGCCGCGAGCGGCGGCCUGCUCGUCGUCAAAUUUCAGCUCGUGCUCGCGCUGACGGAGGUCGUCGGCCCCGCGCGCCUCGCGCUGACGGUCGCCGCGACGCCGGCCGUGUCCAAGACCGCGCGACAGUGGGGCGCCUUCUGCGAGCUCGAGAACGCGCUCAACGCCCAGCUGAAGAAGCUGCCCUUCGUCAAGUCGGAGGGGGCCGCCGAGCAGCGGUAG